AUGGAGCCUUCAGAAAUGCUCUCCAACGACAACAGUACGUUCCUGUUCACCUCAGAGUCCGUUUCGGAAGGACAUCCGGAUAAGAUGUGCGAUCAGGUUCGUUUUUCCAUCGUUGCUUCGGAAAAUCCAGGUCUUCCGGUACAUAAUUGUUUUUUAAUGGACAUCAGACCUUAAUUCUGAUGAUAAGAAACCUCGAACUUGAUCUAAUACUGAGAGAUGUAGGAUGAUCUCACUUGAAUAAACAGUGAACUUUGAAGUUUUCCACCUCAAAAUGGACAGUUUCAUUACACAUUACAUGAAAUUUGAUUGAAAAAAACCUGGAAAACCAUUGAAUUCCGAUUUGAAGAUCUCCGACGCGAUUCUCGACGCCUUCAUUGCCCAAGAUCCUCAUGCCAAAGUCGCUUGUGGUAAUUCAGGAAUUCCGAAAAGGAAAAACGAAUUUCAUUCUUCAGAAACGGCCACCAAGACGGGAAUGAUCAUGCUCUUCGGAGAAAUCAACUCGAGAGCCAACGUCGACUAUCAAACUGUCGUCCGGAAUGUCGUCAAGAAGAUUGGAUACGACGAUUCGAGCAAAGGUGAGGAAUUUUUCGGAAGGGAAGGGAGAUUGGGAACAGUUUUCUGGAGGUCUUCUGAAAGGAAAUUUUAGAACUUUAUUCGAGAGAAGACCUCGCAACAGCAGAAAUUACUCGUAGAGAGCUAAGAAACGGUUCAGAAUUUCUCAAAAAAUGGAUUAGGUACUGCUUGAAAAAAAAAACUUGAAUAAAGCUCAAAAUGAGCCAAAAAAUGCUCUGAAAUGGCUGGAAGAAGCUCAAAAAACAUGGAAAUUCGAACUCUCGUAAAUCAAUUUUUGUUUCGAAUCGAGCUUUUUGAAUCGAGUAUCGAGCAAUUCUGCUUCCCUAUAAGUUUGUCAAAAUCUUGCCCACAAAAAAACGAUAGUUCUUCUUGUUUUGCUCAGAACUAGUCAAUCUGAUGCAACUUUUGAAAUUUUCUUUUUUUCUCUUUUUCGGAUCAUAAGUUCAAAUAGAGAAAAGAAAAAAACGAAUGGGAACGAAGAAACAAAAAAGAUAUUUUUUCCCAUCUGAGCACACAAUAGUCUCUGGCCUAACAUGAGGAAAUCUGAUGCAAUCUCGAAAGAAUGUUUUUUUUUUUUGUUUUGUUUUACUCUAGUCAUAAGUUCAAACAGAGUCUAGGGUGGACAAUAAAGGGAUAGACAACUUGGAAAGACUUGAACUAGGAACCAUGCAGCUCAUAGGGAAAGGGUCUGAAGUUCAGCCAAGAAGUCAAUAAAUUAUUACUUGUUUACAUCAUAUUUUAUUGAUUUCGAAACUAACAAACACGUUUGAACCAGUCACCUUAAGGACAUUAGGAAAGAUCCUUUCCAGCUGAGCCAUGUUUGAUAUAGAUAAAUUUAUAGAAAUGUUAACCUUGCACAAUAUCUACCGCAUUAACGUUAGAAAGACUGAACCAGCGACCUCUCACACGUGUCAGAAGUUAGGUAUGAGCCUUACCCAUUGAGAAUGUAUGUUACUGUACUGAACGCAAAACUUGAAAUGACUUGCCCACAUAAGACUUGACUUCAAAAAAUUCUGGAGGGUUCAAAUCAGAACUUUGGACGUUGAAAAAGCCUUACCAACCAAACCACGUCAUAACUAAAAAAAAGUCUGCAGGAUUCGACUACAAGACGUGCAGUGUGAUGGUGUCGCUGGAACAGCAGUCGCCGGAAAUCGCGGCCGGAGUCCACGAGCAGAAGUCGGACGACGACGUCGGGGCCGGAGACCAGGGUCUGAUGUUCGGUUACGCGACCGACGAGACCGAGGAAGCGAUUCCUCUGACCUUGCAAAUCUCCCAUCAACUCAACGCCAAGCUUCACGAGCUCCGCAGGAAUGGCAAGCUCGCAUGGGCUCGCCCCGACUCCAAGACUCAGGUGAGCACUGUCUUUGAAGCUGACGCACUAUCCUUGAAGCUGAAGCACUAUCCUUGAAGCUGUGAAAGAGAAAAGGAAGUCAUCGGGUCUUGAGAUGAGCUGCUGUGCUUUUGAACACUCCUCCUCUGGCUUGGUUCUAGAAAGUCUAAUGAAUUUAGAGAGAAAAUGAAAAAAUUAAUACCUUGAUCAAAAAUAUACGUAUCAAAAAUCAAUCAGAAUGAUGAUUAUUUUCAGGUGACGGUAGAGUACAAGUUCGAGAACGGCGCGUGUGUUCCGAAACGCGUCCACACGAUCGUCAUCUCGACGCAGCACUCGCCCGACGUCACCCUGGAAGACGUGCGGAAGGACCUCGUCGAGAAGGUUGUCAAGGCGGUCGUCCCGGCGAAUCUCCUCGACGCCAACACCGUCUACCACCUCAACCCCUGCGGAUCUUUCAUCGUCGGCGGUCCGAUGGGCGACGCCGGCUUGACCGGCAGGAAGAUCAUCGUCGACACGUACGGCGGCUGGGGAGCCCACGGCGGCGGCGCCUUCUCCGGAAAGGACCCGACCAAGGUGGACCGAUCUGCGGCCUACGCCGCCAGAUGGGUCGCCAAGUCCCUGGUCAAGGCCGGGAUCUGUCGUCGGUGCCUCGUCCAAGUCGCCUACGCGAUCGGCGUCUCUCGGCCUCUGUCCAUCCUUGUCUUCUCCUUCGGCACGUCUUCUCUCAACGAACAGGAGCUUCUCCAGAUCGUCAACGACAACUUCGAUCUCCGUCCCGGCAAGAUCAUCAAGUGAGUUGAGAAGAAGAGUUGAGACUAGCUGGUGAGAAAUAACUUGAAAAAUAAUUUUCUUUCGGAAAUGUAUGGUUGAGAAAGAAAUUCAGAAAAAACACUCGAAUUUGACCUUUCACAAAUUUUGAAGGAAUUUUAAUUUUCUCACAAUUUUUCUAUGAAAAAGGUUGUAACUUGCAAGUUUUUAAAAAGUUACUUUCAUAACCUCGAAAUUAAACUUUCAAAUUGAGGGAGCUCGACCUGAAACGACCAAUCUACGAGCAAACGGCCGAAAAUGGUCACUUUGGCCACAAGAAAUUCCCGUGGGAGCAGCCGAAAUCAUUGAAAAUCGCUCCAGAAAUCCUGGCCAAGGCCAGAAACGGGCCGAAAAAAAUCAUGUCAUCGGUUCAAUGGCUCACUAGUUUUUUUGUUAAAUAGAUUUUUUUAUAUGGUAUUGCACGGUAUCAUUUAUUUUUCAAUUUAUGGGUAAUAAACUAUUCCGAAAAGAAUGUUUUUCAGCUGAAUAGUAUUCAUAAUUUAUCGCGAUGUCUAUCUUGAUUUUGAAAUUUUCUAGAGUUUGCAAAACGAAUUCGAGUUGGUUGCUAAUACAGGCAAUUUACAAUUCACUCCUCCUCCUCUUGAAGUUUCUUCAGCUCUUCAAUCACAUGUUUCUGGAUGCUGGCGAGCUGCUUCAUUGCCUCCGGCGACAAGUUUCCAUCCUCGUCCGUUUGUGA
Molecule: messenger RNA, 3407 nt
Organism: Caenorhabditis auriculariae
Lineage: Eukaryota; Metazoa; Nematoda; Chromadorea; Rhabditida; Rhabditidae
Source: the annotation of a GenBank genome assembly